Messenger RNA from Exaiptasia diaphana, 1231 nucleotides. RefSeq lists its product as uncharacterized. The transcript is spliced from 4 exons. Bases 338 to 820 code for a protein of 160 amino acids. NCBI's taxonomy places the organism in Eukaryota, Metazoa, Cnidaria, Anthozoa, Actiniaria, Aiptasiidae. The record is from RefSeq and is a predicted model, not a curated record.
UAUUACAAACGAAAACCCUAAAAAUUCUUUCUUUUGUGACAUCACGCCACGRCAUGUGACGUAACACCGGAAGCAUAAGCCACAGAAAUGGCCUCUUACUCUCGAGUUACAAUUUGUUGACUGAAAGGGUCUAUCAAAAAGUCAUCUGGCGUUAUCUAGACUGUUUUAUCCUUUUAGCCUUCAUUCAAUAGUCUGGACCUGCAAUAUUGUCUAAAUCAUGUUUGAUAUCUUAUCGAUCUUGUGAGAUUGUAAAGCGUUGUCACCUCGGAACUUGCGAAUCAGAAGAACACAAUUGAAAUUCAAAGAAGAAUUGAAGCUUUUAAAAAUUGUAGAAAGCAUGGUAAUUAUGGACUACUGCAGCAUCGUGAACUCAUGGUUAACGCGUUUGUUACUGGGUUCUGUGUACUUGUGGACUAAUGGCGUCUUUUCGUUAGUGGAGUGGGGUGAGUGGAGCAGUUGUUCUCAACUAUGUGGUGGAGGAAUACAGACAAGAAACGGAACAUGCGAUGGUUGUAUGCAGAGGAGAGCUUGCAACACAAACAGAUGUCGAGAUACUGCUUUAAUGGUCUGGGUGGUGAUUGGUGUGACUAUCAUUUUCCUGGCCAUUCUUGUCAUUUUUCUUGUUGGAAUAUUCUUUGUAAAACCUGAUGCUGAAAGAAAACUUUCUCGUAAAAGCUCAUUUGAACUGUUGGAAAGUACCCCUGGGGCAUCACGACGAGUUCGUACUUGUACGGUCGAUACUAACGUGGACUAUAAAUUGUCCACUCUUCGUUCAGACUGCAAAAACAGUCAACCAUCAGCUUUAGACCGUCGUUUAUAAUCACUAAGGAAUUGUGUUUUGAAUGAUGAGCUAUUGCACCAAGGGUACCGUUAAAAUGAAGGUAGUUAUAAACCGACUAUAUAAUCCUUAAGACUCUGCGGAAAAAUAGCAUAAGAGAAAUACAAAGUCAUGAACAAUCUAUGGCUUGUGUUUGUGGCUGCUGAGAAGGACAUAAGAAGCAAGUACAUAUAAGUAGCACACUCGUCCAAACUACCUCCCCGUCCCAAGUGACAUCGGAUGAACGGCGUCAGUGAAAUGUGAGGGCUAGCGUAUUUACAGUAUUGACAUAUCAAGAAAUUGAACCACAGCAUUAUAUAAGUAAAGGACUAAAUAAAAGAGCAAGUUAACACUAUAUAUAAUAAACCGAAUAAGUGAAAAAAAGAAAAAAUGAAGUGAAAUUGGGAUAAUUCA